This is a messenger RNA of Paramecium sonneborni, 743 nucleotides long. NCBI's taxonomy places the organism in Eukaryota, Ciliophora, Oligohymenophorea, Peniculida, Parameciidae. The record is from the annotation of a GenBank genome assembly.
AAUAAUAAUAAAUGUUAACAGACACUAACAGAAACAAAGUUUCAGCUUACUUUCCUGCUGCUUUAACUUUGGCCGAUCUUCAAAAUGAUUAGAUAAUUUCUGAGGAUUCAGAUGUUGAUUUGAGUUAAUCUAAAUUGCAACGUCUUGGAAUUGAUAUUAGUAGUCUUCAUGCUCCAGAAAGUUCUGAUAAAAAAGAUGAAUUAAGUGAUGUUAAAACAGGUUUAUAAGAAUUCAAUAAAUCCAUUUAACAAUAUACUAAAAAAUUUAAUGACACAUAGAAUCAUUUAGAUCGAUUCGAUCUCACUUCUAAUAUAGAACAAUUUAAAUAAAAAAUUUAAGAAUUAUAAGUAGAAUUAUAGACUGAUCCUCCAACAUCUGAUCCAUAUAAAAUAUCACUUCAUUCUAUUAGAUAAACAACUGAUACUAAAACACCCUAAACAUUUACUACAACCACCAAUAAAUAACCUAAUUAAACAUAAAAUUAAUCUUAUUCUUCUGCAGGAUAAAGUUAUUAAUUACCUCAUUUAAAUUCUACUAAUUUUAAAACUCAACAAAAUACUCGUCCAGAUCCAUUAGGAAAUCUUUCUGAAAAACUAGAAUAUCAUCGUAUCAAAUAUUAUGAUUAAUUCAUGCCAGAUAACUAAAAAUUACUUAAUAAUCCACUUAAAUAUUUAAAAUAUAAAUUAGAUUGCUAAAAUAGAUUCAAUAUGGAACAUUGUCUUGAUAGUUUAAUUAAUUAUUGA